Messenger RNA from Epinephelus lanceolatus (giant grouper), 2599 nucleotides. RefSeq names its product endonuclease domain-containing 1 protein-like. NCBI's taxonomy places the organism in Eukaryota, Metazoa, Chordata, Actinopteri, Perciformes, Serranidae. Gene Ontology annotation, molecular function: metal ion binding; nucleic acid binding; hydrolase activity. The record is from RefSeq and is a predicted model, not a curated record.
GGCAUGACACAACUUUGGUUUCAUCGCCUCUGGAUUUCACCACUGACCGUCACUUGUCAACAUGUCAUGUUUCAGCACUCAGGCUGCGCUCGUCUUGGUCUUCACUGGAGGGUGGUGCAUGUGUGCAGCUGAUGUUGGGGAUUUCACUCCAUGUCUGCAGUUCUUCUAUAAGUCGUGGCCUCCUAAAGGUCUGACUGGGACGCCUAUCUGCCAGCGUUUUAACAAUCAGUACCGCUUUGCCACGCUGUACAGUCGACCGCGCCGCUCCCCAUGGUUCUCGGCCUAUUUGUACUCUGUCCCAGAGGGAAGGAGACCCACCGCGUGUUGGAAGUUUGAACCACAGUUAGCCUACCCAGGAGCUGAUGGAAACAUGAUCCCGUUCCCUCCAGGCCCUGUAGACCAGAACGUGGUGGAGAGCCAGGGGGUGGAGCUGGACUACACUAACUCCACCUAUUCUCGUGGCCACUUGGACCCCAGCCUCCACCACCAGAGCCACGAGGACCGCUCCGCCACCUUCACCCUCACCAACGUGGUUCCCCAGAAGGCCGGCUCUAAUGACGGGCCCUGGGAGGACCUGGAGCAGACCAUCAACAAAACCUUAUCGGCCUACUGUCUUGGAGAGGCUUACGUAGUUACUGGUAUCAUCCCUUACCAGAGCGACGAACACUGGCUCAAGAAUCACCGCGUGGCUGUGCCUGAGUACAUGUGGUCUGCCUACUGCUGUCCAAACUACAACAACAGUCUUCCAGAAGAACUGAAGGAUGCUUUUCCCACGUACGCAGCUAUCGGCCGCAACGACCGCAACAGCACGGAGGAGAUUGUGCCGGUGAGCCAGACGGCAAAGAAACAGUUCAGAGGAUACGAUGUGAGACAGAUGCCACUGGAUACACUUGAGAUGUAUCUGAGGGACAGGUUCGGGACGGUUGUCAGUGUUUUCUAUGAGCAGUGCUCCGGGUCGGACUGAUCCUGCAGGUCUGAGGCACAAAGCCUAUUUGGUUAAGUCUGGGAAAGACUGUGGUGGUCAUGGUUAAAGGAAACCAACCCUGACUUUAAAAUACUGUGAUGUGUUUGUUUCCCUUUAAAGACGAGAAGAAGAAGAAAGGAAGAAUUAAUUAUUUUGACAGUUAAUGGACUGACAAAUCUGCUGAUUUAUUGCUGCAUAAAAAGCCUCUUAUAAAGGUUUCAUUGAUCAAGACAGUGAUUCUUAUGUUGCUGGGGGGUUUUAACCACUGAUGUGCGACGUUUGCCCUGAAUUUAUUUUGGGGCUAAUAACAAACAAAUGAAGCUUGUUUUAAAGGAAGAGUUUGACUUUUUAUUUUCUUGCCAUGAGUCAACAAGAAGACGGAUAUUAUCUGUCUGUUAAAUAUAAAGGUGAAGCCAAAAGGCAGUUAGCUUAGCUUAGCAUAAAGACCACAGCCUGGCCCCUCCCAUAAAACCCCAGGUUUCGUAUGGAUUAAACACACACACAAAUACAGCUUGUUUUAGAGGAAGAGUUUGACUUUUUGGAGAAAAAAAAGGUGUUUAUUUUCCUGCUGAGAGUCACAUCUGUCCAAAAAAUAUACAUUUGAAGACAUGACACUGUUAGCUUAGCAUAGCUUAGCAUUAAGGCCCGAGCCUGGCCCCCGCCAUAACUUGUUGUUGUUUUUACACCUCAGUUUUCAUACAGAGUAAACACACACAAACAAAGUUUUUUUAAGCGUCAAAGGGAAGAUUGAUACCAUCUGUCUGGUUAAUACAAAGGUGGAGCCAUAAGGUAGUUAGCUUAGCUUAGCAUAAGGACCAUUGCCGGGCCCCUGCCGUAAAACAGUAAGCCUACCUACUUGUUUUUAAGGAAGAGUCUGACUUAUUUUCUUGCUGAGAGUCAAAGAGAAGACUGUUAAAUAUGAAGGUUGAGCCAUGAGAUGAGAUGAGCUUAGCUUAGCAUAAAGACCAUUGCCUGGCCCCUCCCAUUAAACCCCAGGUUUCGUAUGGAUUAAACACACACAAACAAAUACAGCUUGUUUUUAAGGAAGAGUUUGACUUUUUAUUUUCUUGCCGUGAGUCAGCGGGAAAAUUGAUACCAUCUGUCUGGUAAAUACAAAGGUGGUUGGCUUAGCUUAGCAUAAAGACCAUAGCCUGGCUGCUACCAUUAACAGUUAGCCUACUGGUUGUUUUUACACCUCAGGUUUCGUUAGGAUUAAACACACAAAUACAGCUUGUUUUAAAGGAAGAGUAUGAAUUUUGGAGAAAAAAAGGUAUUUAUUUUCUUGCAGAGAGUCAGAUUUGUCCAUUAAAUAUAGAUUUGGGGACAUGAGACUGUUAUCUUAGCUUAGCUUAGCUUAGCUUAGUAUAAAGACCAUAGCCUGGCCCCUGACAUAAGACCUCAGGUUUCGUUGAGAUGAAACGCACAAACAGCUUGUUUUAAAGGAAGAGUUUGACUUUUUGGAACAUCAUAUCUGUCCAUUAAAUAUAAAUUUACACCUGUUCCCUGUGGAAUGUUCCAACAGGUGUUUUUUGAGCAUUCAACAACUCUGUCACAACUUUUUUGGAAUGUGUCGCAGCAUAAAAUUCAGAAUAAGUGUAUAUUUUACAAAAACAAAUAAAGUUUGAACAUUAAAUA